Molecule: messenger RNA, 1521 nt
Organism: Aspergillus tubingensis
Lineage: Eukaryota; Fungi; Ascomycota; Eurotiomycetes; Eurotiales; Aspergillaceae
Product: guanosine diphosphatase
Exons: 3
Coding region: 1-1521 (506 amino acids)
Biological process (GO): nucleoside diphosphate catabolic process; protein N-linked glycosylation
Cellular component (GO): Golgi apparatus; membrane
Molecular function (GO): GDP phosphatase activity; UDP phosphatase activity
Source: RefSeq, a predicted model, not a curated record
AUGAUGUCCCAAAGCCAGCGCUCUCGCUACCUGAAGACAGGUGCUAUUGUCAGUGCAGUGCUUCUUCUGUUGCUAUGGCUGUCGCCGUCCAAGCCCACAGUGAGCAGCAUUGGAUCCCAGCCACCGUUGAAUGGUGUCGCUCCCCUAACGGACAAGUGCACGAAACCUCAUGACCCCUCCAAGCCUCUGAUCCAGUAUGCGCUUAUGAUCGACGCGGGCAGUCAGGGCUCUCGCAUUCACGUCUACCGCUUCAACAACUGCGGCCCCACCCCCGAAUUGGAGAACGAGGUCUUCGAGCAAACCGAGAAGAGACAGGGUGGCUCCGGACUGAGCGCCUACAAGGAAGAUGCUGAGGGAGCGGCCAAGAGUCUGGACCCUCUGAUGCAGGUGGCUCUCAAGUCCGUGCCCGCCGACUACCAGUCCUGCUCCCCCAUUGCCGUGAAGGCCACCGCUGGACUGCGUAUGCUUGGCCCCGAGAUGAGCCAGAGGAUUCUGGAGGCCGUGCGUACUCGCCUGGAAACCGUCUACCCCUUCCCGGUUGUCUCCCGUGAGAUGGGUGGUGUGCAAAUCAUGGAUGGCAGUGACGAGGGUGUCUAUGCCUGGAUCACAACCAACUACCUCCUCGGUAAGAUCGGCGGUCCGGACGAGACCCCUACUGCUGCCAUCUUUGAUCUGGGCGGUGGUUCCACUCAGAUCGUUUUCCAGCCCACGUUCCCCCAGAGCCCCUCGGGCGGUAUGCCCGAGCACCUGGCGGACGGUGACCACAAGUAUUCGCUGCAAUUCGGCGGUCGUCACUUUGACCUCUACCAGCACUCUCACUUGGGUUACGGACUGAUGGCUGCUCGGGAUGCUGUACACAAGGCGAUCGUCGAUGCCAAGUUGGCCGCCAGCCCCGUUGAUAUGUCCUGGUUGAAGCAGCCGAUCUCCAACCCCUGCAUUGGACCUGGUAUGGAGCGCGAUGUCGAGUUGACCUUUGACAACGACCACCCGCUCGCCGGUAAGGUGACGGUGAAGAUGGUUGGCCCGAAGCAAGGCGCUUCUGCGGCAGCUCAGUGCCGUGGCUUGACUGAGAAGAUCCUGAACAAGGAUGCUGACUGUAAGCUGGCGCCCUGCUCCUUCAACGGCGUUCACCAGCCGUCUCUGGAAAAGACUUUCGCCCGCGAGGAUGUGUACAUCUUCUCCUACUUCUACGACCGCACCAAGCCCCUGGGCAUGCCCGACUCCUUCACCUUGGAUGAGCUGCACCAGCUCACGUCGACGGUCUGCGCGGGUGAGCCCGCAUGGGGCAUCUUCGAGGGUGUUGAGGAUGCGCUGCCCCAGCUGCGCGAUCGCCCCGAGUGGUGCCUUGACUUGAACUUUAUGCUAGGUCUGUUGCACACGGGAUACGAGAUGCCCUUGUCGCGUGAGGUGAAGAUUGCGAAGAAGAUCAAGAACAACGAACUUGGCUGGUGUUUGGGUGCUAGUUUGCCCCUGCUGAGCCAGGAAUCCGGCUGGACCUGCCGGGUGAAGGAGGUCUCCUAG